GGUGCUAUAUUUCACCAAGUCGGAAAAAUAGCUCAUCCACAGGCGCUCAAGAAAUGUUGGUCUACAAUAAAAAUCACAACGUAUUCUACAAGCAUUCCAUCAUCUUCCUAUUUAUGAGCCAACUCUCCAGCAACAGCUUACCGAUUGCUGCGCAACGCAUCAAAUCACCAGCCAUUACAUCGCGAAACUAUCGCAUCGUAACGACUAGCCUCCAAUGUUACCACACCAUACCAGAUAUCGUGGAAAACUUCCACUGCCAUCAAACAGAGCGGAAUAAUCGCACAUACAGCUCUGGUUCGCUGAUAUUUCGAAGGCCAAUUAAUCGUUUGGACACCCAGAUUGUACUGGACAUAUAUCGGCCGAAUGGAAACCGUAUGAAUGUUUUCAAUAUAUCUGCGGAAUUUUGUGGAAUCUUGACACAAAAGAAAUAUGGUUUAACAUUCUUCGAUAAAUUAUUAAAAGUUUUGUAUGCCACAAUGAAUGUAGUGCCGACUUGUCCACUGAUGGCGCACUUCAAUUAUACUAUAACGGAUUUCGAUAUUGUUGAAACAAUUUUGCCUGCUUACAUACUAAGGACGAAUUUUCGGAGCGGUAUUUAUUUUCUCUCAAAGGGACGACGUGGUGUCGGCGUUGCGGUGGAAGGAAAAGUUUUGAAAGCCAAUUAGAUGAGUGUAAAAGUUUAACAAUGAAACGAAAAUAUAAAU
Messenger RNA from Rhagoletis zephyria (snowberry fruit fly), 704 nucleotides. RefSeq lists its product as uncharacterized. The record is from RefSeq and is a predicted model, not a curated record. Lineage: Eukaryota; Metazoa; Arthropoda; Insecta; Diptera; Tephritidae.